AGCUUACUUCUAAAUGCUCAAUAGAUGUUGGCGAGUAAAUCCAACUUUAUGACUGUAAAGGUUCAUCCCCAAGUAGUAAUUCCCUCUGCCUCCUGCUACUUCAUUUCCAAACAAGAAACUUAUACAAUAUGGAUGAAGUCUCUAGUGCUUGGUUGCAAAGGUUGCACUGUCUUUGACGCGAAGGGUCAACUUGUGUAUCGUGUUGAUAACUACAAUUGCAACUUUAGAGAUGAAGUUAAUCUUAUGGAUUCCAAGGGCAAGGUCCUCUUCACAGUACCAAGAAAGAGAUUCAAAUUGUUCAGGUUUUGGGAGGGCUACAGAUCUACAGACAAAGAGAUUGAAAUGAAAAGACCUGGUUUCCAAGUUAGGAAAACCUUGAGGAUUCCAAGAGGGGACUCACCAUGCGAGGUUAUUGUGGGGUUAGAUGAGAAUCAGCCACGCCAUUAUAAGAUCCAUAGCUGGAGUAGUUGCAAGUCAGCGUGCAAGCUAGUAGAUCAAUUCGGGGGCCUCGUUGCAGAGUUGAAGAGAAAGAAAUCAGCAGGUGGAGUUGAUUUGGGCAAUGAUGUUUUGACCCUGGUUGUGGAGCCCUACUUUGAUCACUCUCUUAUCAUGGGUGUUUUUGUUGUGUACUGUCUCAUUAACUGUAAAAUGUGAAAAGUAUGGAAUGACAUCGGAGUAUCUGAGACUCUGAGGUCAUCUAGUGGGAUAUCUGGCAAAUCUCAGACAACAAAAUAAGGGAACAUGUUUCUAGCUAGCCAUUAGUUAGGUUUCCUCUGAAUUUUGGUAAGGUAGGUUUAUGUAUUGGUUUAAUUUUCCUCUGCAUUAGAAUCUCUAUAAGGCUUGGUUCUGUUCAAUCACCACUUUGAGCACCUUUCUAAUGUAGUAAACUGAAGCCCACGUUUGCUCUUUUGAUUAUGUACUUAUGUAUCUCUCCUUAUCCUCCAUCUGUGCUGCAUCAUGGAAACAAUAGAAUGGUUAUUCUGGCUGUUACUAGUUACUGGGGGGAUGUGUUUGCAUGUGCUUUAUAACAUUUCAGACUUGGGGUCACACUCAAGGACUCAAACCAGCUAUGCUAGAAGAAACAGGAUUGAUGCUGUUGCACAAUCACUCAAAA
Messenger RNA from Juglans microcarpa x Juglans regia, 1114 nucleotides. Its product is annotated as protein LURP-one-related 11-like. Bases 25 to 654 code for a protein of 209 amino acids. The record is from RefSeq and is a predicted model, not a curated record. Lineage: Eukaryota; Viridiplantae; Streptophyta; Magnoliopsida; Fagales; Juglandaceae. The transcript has 3 exons.